ACUCUCUCUUCUUCGUCCCCCUCUCUCUCUCUCUCUCUACCAGUGCCCAUGUGAACUGUGAACGGAAACACAAGCAUUGAUACAAUAUGAUAUGCUUGAGAUCAAAUUCCUGUUUUCUUCGUCGUCUCUUCUUCUUUCUAUUUCUCUUCGUGUUAUUCAUUUCUGCCUCGCCGAGUUCUUCUUUGCAUUCUCUUAUUCCCGAUGGCGUGGAUGAUGUGGUGAGCUUAAGACCGUAUAAUGUGGAGCUGCCAUGGGAUACGAGGAGACCACUGGCCGACGAAACUGCGGCCAAAAGGUCUCUCGUGUUGGCUCAGGAAAGAACUCGUCGGAAAGAUCCGCUCGACCAUUUUAAUCUUUACAAUGGUGGUUGGAAUAUCAGCAAUCCGCAUUAUUACGCCUCAGUAACUUUUACUGCGGUCCCCUUCUUUGUCAUUGCUGCAGCUUGGUUCGUGAUUUUUGGGCUUUGCUUAUCCCUCAUUUGUCUGUGUUACUGCUGUUGUCCUACAGAGCCUUAUGGCUAUUCUCGAGUAGCCUAUGCUUUGUCCCUCAUCUUUCUCAUCCUUUUCACCCUUGCGGCAAUAGCUGGAUGCAUUAUCCUUUACACUGGUCAGGGGAAGUUUUACACCAGCACCUCAAACACUCUGGAUUAUGUUGUGCGUCAGGCUGAGUUCACUGCUAAAAAUCUCAGGAAUGUGUCAAGUUAUCUUGACACAGCUAAGGUGAUUGGAGUUGAUGCAGUUUUUUUGCCACCAAAUAUUCAGAAGAACAUCAACAAUGUUAAAUCAAAAAUAGACACUGCCGCUGCCACACUUUCUAGUAAGACAAAGCAGAAUUCUAAGGGUAUACGAAAUGGCAUUGAUGGAAUGAGAUUGUCUCUGAUCAUUGUUGCUGCUGCUAUGCUCUUUCUUGCAUUUCUUGGAUUCUUAUUUUCCUUAUGUGGGCUGGAGUGUUUUGUAUACUUCUUGGUAAUUGUUGGCUGGAUUCUAGUUGCAGGCACAUUUAUUCUCUGCGGUGUAUUUCUUUUUCUUCACAAUGUUGUGGGAGAUACAUGUGUUGCCAUGGAUGAGUGGGUUCAGAAUCCUACAGCUCAUACCGCCUUGGAUGAUAUUCUUCCUUGCGUGGACCAUGAAACAGCCCAGGAAGCCUUAUACCGAAGCAAAGAAGUGACAUACCAACUUGUUGUGAUAGCAGACUCCAUCAUCGCCAAUGUCACAAACAGGAAUUUCCCAUCUUCUGCGGGACCUUUGUAUUACAAUCAAUCGGGGCCCCCGAUGCCUUUUCUUUGCAGUCCAUUCAAUUCUAAUCUCACACACAGGCAGUGUGCGGCCGGGGAGGUGACCUUGCAUAAUGCUACCAAGACGUGGAAGAAUUACACUUGCCAGGUUUCUUCAUCAGGCAUUUGCACCACACCCGGCAGGAUGACCCCUAUCAUAUACUCACAAAUGAUGGCAGCUAUCAAUGUGAGCUAUGGUUUGUACCAUUACAGUCCAUUCUUGAUCAAUUUGGCAGACUGCACUUUUGUCCGGGAAACAUUCAGAAACAUCGGCAACAAUUACUGUCCCAAUCUGCUGAAAUUUAGUCUUUGGAUUUAUGUUGGACUAGUCAUCAUAUCUGCAGCUGUAAUGUUGUCUUUAAUCUUUUGGGUUAUUUAUGCAAGAGAACGCUGGCAUCGUAUUUACACCAAAAUGUUCGUCAUUAGACGGUUCUAAAAGACCUGAGGCACCUGAAGAUGUGAUUUGUGAGCCAAGGCACAUUAGAGCUCUCAGUUCUAAACUUUCUAAGGAUGUGGAGAUAUGGAACAUUGGUUCAUGAAAGAAUAGCUAGUUACCAGGGUUAACCUCAAAAUAUGUUUUUGAAUGUUCCAAUUACAUGAAUAUUUGGAUCACCUUGGUAUUUCUGGAAUUAGUGUUUCAUAUAUAUCAAUAUCUGGAACUUUAUAGUUUAUCAGGGAGUUGUUCAACAUCUCCGGAGCCACUGGGCAUAAUACUUCCAUUACUUCAAAGCGAUGUUAUCUCCAAGUUGCACCAAGGUGUCUUGUUCUCCUUAUGGAAAGGAAAAUUAAACAUUUUCGUAAGCUGUGUCGAUAUUAUAGUUGAUUUUUUAUUA
Neltuma alba is the source of this 2106-nucleotide messenger RNA. RefSeq lists its product as uncharacterized. The record is from RefSeq and is a predicted model, not a curated record. Gene Ontology annotation, cellular component: plasmodesma; plasma membrane. The transcript is spliced from 10 exons. NCBI's taxonomy places the organism in Eukaryota, Viridiplantae, Streptophyta, Magnoliopsida, Fabales, Fabaceae. The coding region runs from base 87 to 1709 and encodes 540 amino acids.